GCAGUACUGGGCGCCAGGGCUCAGACAGCCGAAUUCGAGCAGGACUCCCAGGUUUCUUAUCACUGCGCGGCGGGUGCCUCCUCUCUCUCAGUACCCCCGAAGGAAGCUCUUUGCCAAACGAAUGCUGCAGAACUUUUGUGAAAGUGAGAGCAGGGUGGUUGGGGGUGCUGGCUCAGGACUUCCCACGCGGGGUCCUCGGCCUCUGACCUCUGGGGAUUGAGGGGGCGGGUCUCCACUACUGCCUCCAGCCCGCCUGGCUCCGCGGAAUCCCAGGCGAGGUGCCCAUGGACUUUGGAAGUCAAUCUGUGGGCCCCCUUUAAGAAACCAGAGCAACUUCAGCGGGCACAAACUUUCCCGAGACGCGCUCCCAGCUCUGGCUGACGCCUUGGCUGACGAAGAAGGAAGAGAGAGGGAGUGAAUGGCCGCAGCCGCAGUCUACCGCGCCAGAGACAGAUCCGGAUUGAGAAGCCACUACAACUACCAAAAUGGGCAGCAAAACCUUGCCGGCGCCAGUGCCUAUCCACCCUUCCCUGCAGCUCACCAACUACUCCUUCCUUCAGGCAGUGAACGGCCUCCCCACAGUACCCUCGGACCACCUGCCCAACCUGUACGGUUUCAGUGCGUUGCAUGCUGUGCACCUGCAUCAGUGGACGCUGGGCUACCCGGCCAUGCACUUGCCACGCUCUUCUUUCUCCAAAGUGCCAGGCACCGUGUCCAGUUUGGUGGAUGCGCGCUUCCAGCUGCCCGCCUUUCCCUGGUUCCCUCAUGUUAUUCAACCCAAGCCCGAGAUCACCGCUGGAAGCAGCGUUCCAGCGCUCAAGACCAAGCCGCGCUUUGAUUUCGCCAACCUGGCCUUGGCCGCAACGCAAGAAGAUCCGGCCAAGCUUGGCCGCGGGGAGGGCCCAGGCUCCCCUGCCGGUGGGCUAGGCGCCCUCCUCGAUGUGACCAAGCUGUCUCCAGAAAAGAAACCCACAAGGGGACGUCUGCCUUCCAAGACCAAGAAGGAGUUCGUCUGCAAGUUCUGUGGCCGCCACUUCACCAAGUCCUACAACCUACUUAUCCAUGAGCGGACGCACACCGACGAGCGGCCCUACACCUGUGACAUCUGCCACAAAGCCUUCCGGAGGCAAGACCACCUGCGGGACCACAGAUAUAUUCACUCCAAAGAGAAGCCCUUCAAGUGUCAAGAGUGUGGGAAAGGAUUCUGCCAGUCCAGGACUCUCGCUGUCCACAAGACGCUACACUCACAGGUGAAGGAGCUCAAAACCUCCAAGAUCAAAUGCUAAAUAGCCUCUGGGUCACAAGGACCCUGGGCCCAGCAGCCCUCUCCUCCAGAGGGACCAGAAGCCUAACUCUGGCGGGCAGGGGAGAGGCGCUCGUUCAGGACCUUCCACCUCUCCAACAUUGUCCCCUGGGUCCCUGGCGCACGCGGCACUUCAGAGCCCCGCCCGGGGCCUAGACCCAGACCGACCCAGCUGCUCCCCUAGGACGCGGCUAAACUCUUGGCCAAAAGGCGGUACUCACGUGGCGGAAGGGAAACUGCAUUAAAAGAAGAACGAAAGCUCCGUGGAGCUGCAGCGGCGCCUCUCCCAGAAGUAUUACUUUUUCUAUUGUUAUUUUAUACGUUUUCAUUUUUAUUUUUGUCUUUGACCAUAUAAGCUUGUAACUCUGACUGCGGAGAGUGAUGGGAGAAGGGAGAAGCAACGAAGUCCUUCGCACUGGCACCUCCCACCUCCUCCUCCCGCCCCUGCCCCCACCCCGGAGGCUGCAAAAGUGUAAUCCCGGUAUCUACUUCAGCCGUCUGCCCCGGGAACCACGGGGCCAGGAGCGCCCCUCCUAGCUCUUGCGGCUCGACCGGGCUCCGGGACUCAGACUGUGGGGCGAGGACCUCCGGCCUGGGGGCUGCAGGAAACCCGGCCUCUGCCGCCUAGACACCACGAGGGAGCAGCCAGCCAGGAGCCAGGCGUUAUAUUGCGAUUGGCACUUUAUGCUGACCAUCGGUAACGGACAUUUAUCACUGGAGUUUUUUUUUUUUUUUUAAUAAAAAACUAUUAAAUAAACGGUUAUUUUACAGGCA
Messenger RNA from Saimiri boliviensis boliviensis (Bolivian squirrel monkey), 2077 nucleotides. It is a transcript of the gene OSR1, whose product is annotated as odd-skipped related transcription factor 1. Gene Ontology annotation, molecular function: RNA polymerase II transcription regulatory region sequence-specific DNA binding; DNA-binding transcription factor activity, RNA polymerase II-specific. Gene Ontology annotation, cellular component: nucleus. Gene Ontology annotation, biological process: embryo development; urogenital system development; regulation of transcription by RNA polymerase II. NCBI's taxonomy places the organism in Eukaryota, Metazoa, Chordata, Mammalia, Primates, Cebidae. The record is from RefSeq and is a predicted model, not a curated record.